Beauveria bassiana ARSEF 2860 is the source of this 2238-nucleotide messenger RNA. RefSeq names its product dipeptidyl peptidase III. Gene Ontology annotation, molecular function: dipeptidyl-peptidase activity. The coding region runs from base 1 to 2238 and encodes 745 amino acids. The record is from RefSeq and is a predicted model, not a curated record. Gene Ontology annotation, cellular component: cytoplasm. Lineage: Eukaryota; Fungi; Ascomycota; Sordariomycetes; Hypocreales; Cordycipitaceae. The transcript has 4 exons.
AUGGCUUCACCAGGUCAAUCUCGCCACUCUGUGACGACUUAUCAGCUCUCGAUCAAAGACGUAUUUAACAGUCUUUCCCAGAAUGAGCAGCUGUAUGCUCAUCACCUCUCACAAGCUGCCUGGCAGGGCAGCAGAAUCAUCCUUGGUCAAACUUCUUCUGAAGGUGUCGGCAUCUUUGACUUCAUCCUCGAGCUGCACAAGGCCUGUGGAGGAGAAUGGACCCAGUUUGUGCAGCGGUUCGGGAUCUCAGAGGAAGAAAUGGAUAAUUUCUUGGACUACAGUGGCAUGUUCAUGUCCAAAUUAAACAACUUUUGCGGUGAGGGCGACCGCAAGAUUGUGCCCCAACUUUCGGCAGACUCUCUGCGCAAAAUGGCAAGUAUCUCACCGGCUGCCACAGCUGCGCUGGAAAAGGUUAUUGAGCGCAUGUUAUCCUCUACGCCCAGUACACUAGGCUUGUCGGACUCGACGUACUACCCCGGUGACGCUAGGAUCACGAAAGAUGAAAUAGCUGCUAUUGCUCGCGUGAUGCAGAAACAUUCUAUCGAGCCGGAGAACACCCGAGUCUGUAAGAGUGUUUACGGGAAUAGCGCUAUCUACAACAUCCUCCAGGCGUCUGUGCAGACAAAUGCUACACUCGAGAGUCACUUGAAGGGAUCGGCGAUUCCCAUCAACGCCCUCGAGCCAGAAGUUGGAGAUUUGCAACUGGAGAACGCAAGUAUCCGACUUGAGCGGGGUGACUACUCGGAAGAAAUGUCCAAAAUUUGUGAACAUCUCUUGAAAGCCGUCCGCUUUUCAGCCAAUGAUGGCCAAGCUCGCGUUCUCAUGAAUUAUGUUGAAAGCUUCACUACGGGAAGUUUGGAGGCGUACCGAAGGGCUAUGAAAUGGUGGGUAGCGGAUUACAACCCCAGAGUGGAGAGCAACUUUGGCUUUGUCGAGCCCUACAGAGACCCAUACGGGGUAAGAUGCGAGUGGAGAGGCGUGGUCAGCAUUGCCGACGUACAGCAAACAGCCAAGUUGGCGGCUCUUGUGGACAAUUCAACAAAAUUUAUUCGAAUGCUUCCCCGGGCAGUCCUUGACGUCAAUGAUGGAAAAGGGCCGUUUGAAAAGACCGAAUUUCAGGCACCCUCGUUCUCAAUUGUGCACGCACUUGCCUUUGUCUGCAGCAAUGUCUGGGAGGCUUCCAAUGUGCCUAAUGUAAGUACCAGACACUCAAACGCUGGCCAACUGGCUAAUUCGUCGGGGACCUGCAUGCAGUACAACGAUAUCCGUGAGACAUGCGGUUUCAAGAAUAUUGUCUACGCAAAUCGAAUGAAUGCCAACGCGGACCCACAGCGUCCAUUCCACUGGGUUCAUCCAUCCGAAGCGCACGAGUUCAAAAAGGUCAACCACAUUAUUCGCUUCGUUACAACCUCGAUCCACGAGCUUCUUGGCCACGGUACUGGCAAGCUACUCUCUGAGACGUCAGCUGGUGUUUACAAUUUCGAUCCGGAACGCGCGCCCAUCAACUCGCUCACGGGCAAGCCUGUUCACUCGUGGUAUCGACCCGGCCAAACAUGGACGAGCGUGUUUGAGAAGUUGGCGGGAACGGUAGAAGAGUGCAGAGCAAUGCUCAUUUCAUAUUAUCUCGGAGACGGUAAAGACAUGCUCUCCUUGUUCGGUUAUGAUGACGACAGCGAUAUCAAGGCCGAUGACCGUGAGCACUAUUCCUUUGUAUGUGUUGCGUUUUAUUCGCCUGCUAACAUCCUAGUAGUGAUAUACAACAUGUACCUUCAUAUUGGGGUUGAAGGUCUCCGAGCCCUUCAGGCAUUCAAUGUGGAAGAGCAGUUGUGGGGUAGCCCGCACGCCAACGCAAACUACGCUAUUUUCAAGCAUUUAAUGGCUGAUGCCGAUGGACUGUUCACGGUGCAUUGCGACCGGACUGCAGGCGUACUUUAUGUUCGGGUUGACCGUUCCAAAAUACGCUCUAAUGGGAAACCCUCCAUCGGUCGCAUGCUUCAUCGCAUCCACGUAUGGCGUUGCACUGCGGACAUUGGCCCCUGCAGGCCCUUUUAUGAAGCUCUCAGUGCAGUUGAUGGUCAGUACGGAGUUUGGCGAAAGAUUGUAGCAUCAAAGCCUGAGCCGCCUUGGAAAUUCGUUCAGGCAAAUACCAUCCUGAGGGAUGAUGGGCACGUAGAGCUCAAGGUAUACGAGGAGAGCAAUGAGGGUAUCAUCCAGUCGUUUGCAGAUAGAUGCGUCUGA